Wickerhamiella sorbophila is the source of this 561-nucleotide messenger RNA. RefSeq lists its product as hypothetical. The coding region runs from base 1 to 561 and encodes 186 amino acids. The record is from RefSeq and is a predicted model, not a curated record. Lineage: Eukaryota; Fungi; Ascomycota; Dipodascomycetes; Dipodascales; Trichomonascaceae. The transcript has a single exon.
AUGAAGUUCGCUCACACUGCCAUUUUCGCCCUCGCUUGCACUGCUUUCGCCGCCCAGAGCAACUCUCAUACCCAGGUUGUCAAACUCGAUGGCAUUGAGGGUUCCAUUCAGAACUCUCGCCAAGUCAUGGACAGUUUGACCCACGCUUUGAAGAGUCACGACGGUCAUGCUGUCGCUGAUGUCUUGGUUUCAUUCAUUACUGGUGCCGACUCUCAGAUCGACAAUGCCGUUGCAACCAUCUCAAAUGCGUUGUCUCCCCUUACCUUUGGUUUGUCCAAGGCAGUUGGCAAUUUCUUACUCGGCCCCUUCGUACAGGCCGUUACCAACGGUGCCGAGGUCAUGCUUGCCAAUCUCGUUGCUAUGCCUUUCGAUGGCGUUAAUGACGCUGUGAUCAACAGUGUUAAGAAUUAUCAGAAGAGUGUCUCUCGCCUGUCCAACUUGGCCAGCAAGCAUCAGGUCGAAAGUGUCACUCACCUCCACUCCCUUGAUACCAAGCUUACCUCUUUCCUUAGCUCUGCCCAGCAGCACAGCAAACCUCUUGAGAGAAAGCCUCACCACUGA